AUGAGGGCGGUCGCGUUGAUAAGCGGAGGGAAGGACAGCUGUUACAACAUGAUGCAGUGCGUCGGCGCCGGGCACACGAUCGUGGCCCUGGCCAACCUCCAACCAAUACAUAAAGAUGAAUUGGACAGUUACAUGUAUCAAACAGUUGGACACCAAGGAAUUGAUCUGUAUGCAGAGGCAAUGGGUCUCCCUUUGUAUAGGGAAAAGAUAUGUGGAGUUGCUAUUAACCAAGGUCGAAACUAUAACCCUACAGAAAAUGAUGAAGUAGAAGACUUGUAUAGGCUUUUGUCAAAAGUGAAGAAUGAAUUAGAUAUAGAAGCUGUUGCAUGUGGAGCUAUAUUAUCAGAUUACCAAAGAAUCAGAGUUGAGAAUGUAUGUCAAAGACUUGGUUUAGUGUCUCUUGCAUACCUUUGGCGAAGGAACCAAAAGGAGCUAUUACAGGAAAUGAUUGCUAGUGGUGUUGAUGCUAUUAUUAUAAAGGUGGCAGCACUAGGCCUUGACCCAAAAAUACACCUUGGAUUGACUAUCAAGGAAAUUCAGCCUCAUCUUCUAGUGAUGCAGGAAAAGUAUGGUUUGAAUGUGUGCGGUGAAGGCGGCGAGUAUGAGACAUUUACCCUCGACUGUCCAUUGUUUAGAAAGAAAUUAGUUAUAGAUGAAAAAGAAUUGGUGAUACACUCCGAAGACCCGGUCGCGUCUGUCGGAUAUUUGAAUUUAAAAUUACAUAUAGAACCUAAAGAAAACUACGACGGUAUACUCAAGCUACCUCCAACUGUGAAAAACUCAUUAGAUUUUAUAAAAGAUUUGAACGAUACUGUGUUUAGCGACGUUAGUGAUUUAGAAUUAAGUGAAACCGAGUUGGAGUCGAUCGAAAAGUUAGAAAAGGAAGAGAUAAUAAAGCAAAACGAACUGAACCCAUUGCUCACUUACUCCGGUGACAAUGCUAGCUUAGAUACAGCAGAUACAAACGAAUUAGAAGUAUCCGAAGAUGGAUACUAUUACGAUGAAAUGGACCCAGAUGAUAUGCAUCCCGUUUUAGACCACAGGUCAAUAUACGGGAAUAGACAUGGCUGGUAUUUCAUUGGUGGGAUUGUGGGUGGAGGGGUCGAUACGAAGAUAUCGACGGAGGACGCUAUGAAGAAACUCAUUAAUCUACUGGAGUCAGAAGGUCUGGUUCUCCCGGACGUGUGUUCAGUGAAUAUAUACAUGAGGGAUAUGGAGGAGUAUGCAAUGCUUAAUGAAGUGUAUGUGCAAACUUUCUCCUUCACCAACCCACCCACUAGGGUGUGUGUUCAGUGCCCGCUGCCGAAGAACGUUGGACUUAUAAUGGAUGCGGUUGCAUACAAAUCAAGCAACAUGAACCAGGACUGCGACGGCGUGUGCAAGGAGCGCGUGACGAUGCACGUGCAGGGCAUCUCGCACUGGGCGCCAGCCAAUAUUGGCCCUUAUAGCCAGGCCAUUAAGGUGGGCGAGGUGGUGGGCACGUGCGGGCAGAUCGCGCUGGUGCCGGGCUGCAUGCGGCUGGCGGCGGGCGGCGCGCGCACGCAGUGUGCGCUGGCGCUGCGCCACCUCACGCGCGUGCUGCGCGCCGCCAGCCCGCGCGCGCACAUACGCAGCGUCGUGCAGAGCGUGUGCUACGUGACGUCGGCGGGCGCGGCGCGCGAGGCGCGGCGGCAGCUGGAGCGGCGCACGGCGGGCGCCAUCGUGCAGUGCGCCGUUGUGCAGGCGCUGCCGCGCGGCGCCGCCGUCGAGUGGCACGCCUGGGCGCACACCGACAACAACCGCUUCGAUUAUGAGGAGACUGGCUGUAACGUUGGCGACUACAAAGUGGCCAUCACUAGGAGGUGGAACUACGAGAAUACUGUAGCUGCUAUCGUAUGCUACGUCGCUACAGGUUCCUCCCCAUCGACGUCGGCCGCGUCGUUCCCGGACGCGGCGGCGUGCGCGCGGCACCGCGCCCGCGCGCUGGCGUCGCGCGACCACCUCGAGGCGGUGUUCGAGUACGCGCUGCGCAAGCUGCUCAACGACUGCGCCGAGCCGAGCCCCAUGGUGUACAUGCGGGUGUUUUAUCAGGUGUGGGGCGCGCCGCCGCCCGCGCAGUUGACGGCGGCGGCGCGCGCGGCGGCGGCGCGGCUGGGCGCGCGCGCGGCGCUGUGCGCGGUGCCGGCCGUCGCGCUGCACAACGCCUUCACCUUCCUCUCCAUCAGCGGCCUGCGCUUGCAGGAG
Messenger RNA from Brenthis ino (lesser marbled fritillary), 2223 nucleotides. Lineage: Eukaryota; Metazoa; Arthropoda; Insecta; Lepidoptera; Nymphalidae. The record is from the annotation of a GenBank genome assembly.